Molecule: messenger RNA, 1038 nt
Organism: Glycine soja
Lineage: Eukaryota; Viridiplantae; Streptophyta; Magnoliopsida; Fabales; Fabaceae
Exons: 2
Coding region: 1-1038 (345 amino acids)
Source: RefSeq, a predicted model, not a curated record
AUGGGGGAUGGCCAGCCUUGCAGAAUGGCAGAGUUCAUUGCUGGGACUCCCAUUGGUGGAGAGAUCUCAGGAAGAUAUAUCAGCACAAUGACUUCAAGAUUAUUCAUCAAAAUUUGGUGUGGAAGGCAGGUUGUGGGGAUAAAAUUCGAUUUUGGAAAGACAAUUGGCUGGGAGAGGGCUGCAGUCUGGAUCACAAAUACCCUCAGCUCUUCACCAUUACUGCCUUGGGCUGAUGGUGGGGUACCGUUUAAAGAACGAUUCUCAAAAUUAUACCAAAUCUCUUCCCAAAGAUUGCAUUCUGUUGAAGACAUGGGGUACUUUUCCGAGCAUGGGUGGGAAUGGAAUUUCUCUAGGAGACGUAAUCUAUUUGAUAGCAAGAUGGGGGUAGCAUCAACUUUCUUAGAGACUAUUGCUGCUAUCAGAAUUUGUGGUACCCUGAAAGAUACCUGGUUGUGGGGAGCUGAACCUAAUGGCAUCUUCUCUACUAAAUCAGCCUACAACCUCAUUAAAGCAGAGCAGCUUUUGGAAGAUCAAGAUUCGGGUUUUCACCAGCUUUGGGAUCUUAAAGUCCCCUCUAAGGUUCUGUCUUUUGCUUGGAGGCUGCUCUGGGAUAGACUCCCUACUAAGGAUAAUCUUUCUAGGAGACAAAUCCAGCUUGACAAUGACCUAUGCCCUCUAUGUCAUACUCAACCCGAAACUGCAUCCUAUUUGUUCUUCACUUGCGAUAAAGUGCUGCCACUGUGGUGGGAAUUCUUCACUUGGGUUAAGGAAGGCACAGUUCUACAUAAUAGUCCCAUGGCUAAUUUUCUUCACACCUCAACUACAACUGGAGGAAAGAAUAUUACUAGAAGAAGGAAGACUUGGUGGUUGGCUGCUACAAAGUCAAUCUGGCAAUCCAGAAAUGACUUGGUGUUUCACAAUCAGGCGUUUGAUAUUCAUAAGUUGAUAGAUAAUUCUAUUUUCCUCACUUGGACUUGGCUCAAGGGGUGGGAAAAGAAUUUCUGUGCUCCUUUUCACCACUGGUCCUCAGCAAUGUAG